AUGGCAUCAUCUCUACCGCCAGAUAGUCUAUCCACCGCUAACCCAGAGACGACCUAUCAUCCAAGCAGUCCUCAUGCCGAGGUUGUCCCAGCAACCCCCAGCGUCGCGCUUACAGCGGCAGAUGACGACACAGAAUUUCCAAACUUGACCCAGGAUUCGAGGGUCGAUACGGGCGAGAGUGGAUCUGGAAGGAGGACUAUAUUGCUUUCUGGUUGGAAUCGCCUCACAAGGCGGCCAUCUGUUGCAGCCGCUUCCGUCCCAAGACCUUCAUCGAUAUUGCAACAUGAAGAAUCGUCGCCCACGCCAUCCCGACACGGGGAGAGACAACCUGGCGGGGAUUUCGAAGAGAAGACAGCCGUUGAGGUGGAAACUGGGACCAUCAGAGGCGGCAACCAGGUAGAUGAACCACCUGCAUCCAGUCAGGCCACCUAUACGUUGGCUAUUUACCCAGAAGGAAUUCGCCCUAGAACUUCGGUCGACAUCAUUGCCGUCCAUGACUUUGACGAGACGCCAGAGGAUGCUUGGGUGAUGCCUGUCGAACGUCUUCUGAGCCCUGGGAGACCGGAUGGCGAACGCGACAGGACCGCUUCCCCUGGACCUCAACGUAUAAAGCUGAUUGACAAAAAAGGCAAAGGGCCCGAGUUGGUGAAUCCAUCUGAUGGAAACCCGAAAUUAGACGCGAAACUACGGCCACCUGGCAAAGACUUCAAGGGGAGAGGGAGAUCUUUGGAACCUUCAAUGCGCUCAUCAUCUGAAUUCGACAUGCGCGGGCGGCCACACGCAGUCAACUGGAUUCGUGACUUUAUACCCAACGAUAUCACCGACUCCAGAGUGCUAUCUUUCAGUUACUCAUCACCUACGUUUGUCAAGAAGACCGGAAGUUGGGCGGAAUAUGUGGAAAACGCAGCAAAAACCCUCCUGGAACGCAUUGUAGGCUCAAGACAGCUAUUCUUCCAGCGAGGGGUCCCAAUAGUUUUCAUUGGGUCAGGCUUCGGCGGUAUCGUCAUUCAAAAGGCGAUUGCCCUAGCUGCCAAACAAAACGACACCGCUUCGUUAUCUUUGGAUGACAUCUUCCAGGUUAUCUUUUUGGAUACACCCUUCCCAGAGCCCGAUGAGCCUCAGACCCCGGACAGGUUCAAGAGCUGGUUUCCCAAAAACACAAACGUCAGGAUGUCCCGUAUCCUUCUAGAGAUCGAAACCCGCGACAAGGAGUCUGAGCUGGUGGAGGAUGUUUGGAAUGAAUACCAGGGAUCUCAAAAGGAGUUGGCUCGUGGAUUGGAGACAACUUGGCUGUACUCACAAGCUCGCGUCCAACAGGGUGAUUCUGAUAAUAUGUCACUGUGCAAGGACGAAGACGAAUAUCGCGCUUCGAUCAAAGGUGUCACCUUCACGUCAGUUGCCAUAUAUCGACAUCGGCGACUGGCACGGAUGGGCGAUACGCAAGAUUACAUCUACCGGAUUAUUCUUGCCAAGAUGCAAUCAACAAUUCUCUACCAGGCCAUCAAGUCCCGGAAUGUCGAACUCGUCGAAAACAUCCUGGACAGCAAGCCACGCUUGAUAUACAAGACGGAAAGUGGGCGUAAUCCACUGCACAUUGCAUGCUUGAUGGAACCUCCAAGCGAUACAAUUGUGACGCUCCUGAUCAACGAGAGACCCGAUGAUACCACCGAGCCUGACGACGGAGGUUCAACUCCACUGCACCACGCGGUUUUCAAGGCAUGGUACAACGAGCCAGAAGAAGGCAGGGAACGGUCAGAGUACAGCGGCGUCAUUCGUUACUUGAUGCGCAACAUGCAACGAGAAGAUCUCGACCUUCAUGAUAACGAGGGCCGCUCGCCUUGGGACUGGAUCUGCGAAGACAGCACGGAAUACUAUUGCGGCUGCAACGGAUCCGAGUGUGCUGCGACUUGGAUUCGCGAGUUGAGAGAGAACCUGGAACCCAUCAGAGGCCCUGCAAUCACUCAAGAUUAUGACUUGCCCACAGAGCCCACACCUCCGACGCCUGACUCUUCACAAUACAUCGCUAGCUUCGUUGCAGAAGGGACUGUUAGCGAGUUUUACCAUACGACUAAUAAGAAGACAAAACGAGUGGAGGAACAGAUCAAUCUCAAGACGACAAGCGUUUAUGACAUGGUUUAUGAUGCCAACAAGCGCUGUGCUCGGAUUCUUGAAUCGUCCCGAAGGAAGGGGAAAGACAAGGAUUUCCGUUGCAGAUGGAUUUUGCUGCCCGCAAACAAUGCAAGUUCUCUUCUCACCCCCCCGUAG
This is a messenger RNA of Podospora anserina S mat+, 2265 nucleotides long. RefSeq lists its product as uncharacterized. NCBI's taxonomy places the organism in Eukaryota, Fungi, Ascomycota, Sordariomycetes, Sordariales, Podosporaceae. Bases 1 to 2265 code for a protein of 754 amino acids. The record is from RefSeq and is a predicted model, not a curated record. The transcript has 3 exons. Gene Ontology annotation, molecular function: protein binding.